AUGACGCGAACUAUUCUGAUUGUCGGUGCUACUGGCCAGCAAGGCAAGGCCACCGUUGACGCCCUAUACAAGACCCUUGGAGCUCUCCUGGCUAUGAAGAUAUCAGCUCUCCAAACAGAGUAUCCAUCAAUUACCCUUGUGCAAGGAGAUACCCAAACGCCACGGUCAAUUUUCGAACAACACCCAAGCAUCUCAUCAGUCUUUAUCGUCACGGUUCCGCCAAAUGAUGAAGCGCAAGCACUCCCUCUCAUUGAAGUAGCAUCUUCACAUGCAUCAGUAGAUCACAUAGUCUUCUCUAGCGUUGAUCGUGGUGGUGACGAGGUCAGCUGGUCGCAACCGACUGAGGUUCCUCACUUCGCCGCCAAGCACCGCAUUGAGCUCCGACUGCGAGAAUCAUGCAAAGAAAGCCAUAAACGAUGGACUAUCCUCAGACCAACAGGUUUUAUGGAUAGUUAUAACCCUGGUUUCUUCGGUCAGAUGAUGGCGUCCCUUUGGGCAGAAGGGAUGCCCAAGGAUCGAAAGAUGCAGUUGAUUAGUACGCAUGACAUUGGCGUGUUUGCAGCAAAAGUACUUUUGAACCCAGAUGCUUGGUCGGGAAAGGCAUUAGCGUUGGCGGGUGAUGAGCUGAGCUUUUCUGAGCUACAAGAGGUCUUCCGAGGAGUCGUUGGAGAAGAGCUACCCCAGACAUAUAAGGUUAUAGCAUACCCCGUCCUAUGGAUGGUGAAAGAUGCAUCGAAGAGUUUUGAGUGGUUUAGAAAUGCGGGUUGGAAGGCGGAUAUACAGAAUUUGAGGACACAAGAACCUGGUCUCCAGGACUUUGCGUCUUGGCUUAGAGAAUCGAGCAAAUGGACAUGA
Messenger RNA from Fusarium subglutinans, 855 nucleotides. RefSeq lists its product as uncharacterized. Bases 1 to 855 code for a protein of 284 amino acids. The transcript is spliced from 2 exons. The record is from RefSeq and is a predicted model, not a curated record. Lineage: Eukaryota; Fungi; Ascomycota; Sordariomycetes; Hypocreales; Nectriaceae.